Molecule: messenger RNA, 1309 nt
Organism: Phycomyces blakesleeanus NRRL 1555(-)
Lineage: Eukaryota; Fungi; Mucoromycota; Mucoromycetes; Mucorales; Phycomycetaceae
Exons: 1
Coding region: 51-881 (276 amino acids)
Source: RefSeq, a predicted model, not a curated record
CAUAAUAUAACUGAAUUAUAUCAACAUCAAUAUCAACAUCAACACCAACAAUGACUCGUCCGCAUCCCCAUUCUGUGCAAGGUCAAAGACUCAACAAAAAACAAGUCUGUUUAUCAAAUGAUAUCUCGGUCGAACCAUUUGAGAAAUCAAACCACACAUCUCGCCCGGGAAAUAUGAGACAAGCAGUUAGAAUGCGUUCUAGCAGCACUUUUUCUACUAGUGCUAGUAUUCCAAGAAGCACCGACAAUGUGGCAAUUGAUGCUCAUCCACUAGCUUUUCCUUAUCACAACGAUACAAUCUUCUUACCGACGGUAGAAUCUGGUCGAACUAGAUUUGAUAGCAUCAGCACUUCUUCUUCUAUGCAAAUCAGCCGAACUCCUAGUCCAGCAUUAUCUACAUCUUCUUCUUCAUCGGCUGCUUCAUUUACUUCGACACCCGAAUCAAGUCCUUGUUCAAAACAUGUUUUGACCGAAAAUAACAAUAUUACAUUAAAAUGUGAGGCUUGUCAUCGAGAUAAUGCCGAUGAACGCGUCAAGAGACGCGAUACCCGAAUAAGCAGCUUUUUUGGCAGGGUCGACCUGUUCUCUAAUACCCGAACCCCGGAUACUACCGUUACUGACAGUCCAGUCACCUGCCACCAAUGUCACCCUUGUAAUCAGUCCACAAUACCAGUUGGAUCAUCACCAGGAUAUUUAGCGGAGACUGCCAAAAAAGAAUCUCGAUCAACUUUCAACACCUAUGCGCCCUCCAGUUUCUCAUAUUCCAGAACGCCACCGCCUUCUAAAAGCUACAUGUCCUUUGCUUCUUUUAGCAUCCCGGAGUCAAGUCGUCAGCUGUGUAUCCGGUUCUUGAAGAAACUUAUGCCUUCAAAAACCUCAUAAGUCCUGCAGCUAUCCCUUUGGACACACACCCCUUUGGACAGCAAAACUCCUUUUUUUGUUUUGUGUGGCUUACCCCUAGCAAAACAUGCAUUUCUUUUUAUACAGCAAAAAGUAUUACUCUUUAUAUAUAUACACACAUACAUCUAAAUACCCUACGGCCUAUUUCUCUCUCUCUUAUAUAUUUAUCUUCUUUAUUAAACGCCUUAUGGGCUAUUCUUAUUCUUAUUCUUAUUAUUCUUGUAUCUCCAAAAAUUCCUUAUCCACCCCAUAUGCCUUAUUAUUUCUAGUUGAUAGUCUAUUCAAGAACAAAUAAGAAAAAAAAGUAACCCGAAUUUCACAUGUUAUUCUUUCUUUAUCUAUAUAUUUUUUGUUCUGCUACAGGUUUUAUCCAACUGAAAUAUAUAUACAAAACACAUCUUUAGACACAU